GGAAGGCUGGGAUACUCCUGUCCUCCACCACCAUCUUGCUUCCCUUUAAGCCGGCCGUGACCGCGGGUGAAAGCAAUCUCGAGCCAUGAAGCUAUUAACCAGAGCCGGGUCCUUUUCGAGAUUUUAUUCCCUCAAAGUUGCUCCCAAAGUGAAAGCCUCGGCUGCCCCCGCAGGAGCGCCUCUGCACCCUCAGGACCUCGAGUUCACCAAAUUACCAAAUGGCCUAGUGAUUGCUUCCCUGGAAAACUAUGCUCCUGCAUCCAGGAUUGGCUUGUUCAUCAAGGCAGGCAGUAGAAACGAGGACUCCAACAACUUAGGGACCUCUCAUUUGCUGCGUCUUGCAUCCAGUUUGACGACUAAAGGAGCUUCCUCUUUCAAGAUAACCCGUGGAAUUGAAGCAGUUGGCGGUACACUAAGUGUGACUGCAACAAGGGAAAAGAUGGCAUACACGGUGGAAUGCCUGCGGGACGAUGUUGAUAUUCUAAUGGAGUUCCUACUCAACGUCACCACGUCACCAGAAUUUCGUCGCUGGGAAGUAGCGGCACUUCAGUCUCAGCUAAGGAUUGACAAAGCUGUGGCUUUUCAGAAUCCACAGACGCAUGUCAUUGAAAAUUUGCAUGCUGCAGCCUACCGGAAUGCCUUGGCUAAUUCCUUGUAUUGUCCUGACUAUAGGAUUGGAAAAGUGACACCAGAGGAGUUACAUUACUAUGUUCAGAACCACUUCACAAGUGCAAGAAUGGCUUUGAUUGGACUUGGUGUGAGUCAUCCUGUGCUCAAGCAAGUUGCUGAACAAUUCCUCAACAUGAGGGGUGGGCUUGGCUUGGCUGGUGUGAAGGCCAGAUACCGUGGAGGUGAAAUCCGAGAACAGACUGGAGACAGCCUUGUCCAUGCUGCGGUUGUAGCAGAAAGCGCUGCCAUGGGAAGUGCAGAAGCGAAUGCAUUUAGUGUCCUUCAGCAUGUCCUUGGUGCCGGGCCCCACGUCAAGAGGGGCAGCAACGCCACCAGCCUCCUAUACCAGGCUGUCGCCAAGGGGACUCACCAGCCAUUCGAUGUUUCCGCUUUUAAUGCCAGUUACACGGAUUCUGGACUCUUCGGGAUUUACACUAUCUCCCAGGCAGCAGCUGCUGGAGAUGUUAUCAAGGCUGCCUACAACCAAGUAAAAACAGUUGCUCAAGGAAACCUUUCCAGUGCAGAUGUCCAAGCUGCCAAGAACAAGCUGAAAGCUGGAUACCUAAUGUCAAUAGAGUCUUCAGAGGGCUUCCUGGAUGAGGUUGGGUCCCAGGCUCUGAUUGCUGGCUCUUACGUGCCACCAUCCACAGUCCUUCAGCAGAUUGACUCGGUAGCUGACGCUGAUAUCAUAAAUGCUGCAAAGAAGUUUGUUUCUGGCCAGAAGUCCAUGGCAGCAAGUGGAAAUUUGGGUCAUACACCUUUUGUUGAUGAGUUAUAAUAUGGAAGCACAUAUUACAGGACUAAACUGAACAUUUUCUCAGCCAUGACACAAAACACACGAAAGUUAAAAGUCUAACAAAACAUCAUUUUUUCGCAUGAAUGCUGGUAAUUAUUCCCAGCUGACUUAAAGUCAAUAAAAACAUCCUAUUUAAAUGUU
Messenger RNA from Lepus europaeus (European hare), 1606 nucleotides. RefSeq names its product cytochrome b-c1 complex subunit 2, mitochondrial. The coding region runs from base 86 to 1447 and encodes 453 amino acids. The record is from RefSeq and is a predicted model, not a curated record. Gene Ontology annotation, biological process: proteolysis. Gene Ontology annotation, cellular component: mitochondrion. The transcript is spliced from 14 exons. Lineage: Eukaryota; Metazoa; Chordata; Mammalia; Lagomorpha; Leporidae. Gene Ontology annotation, molecular function: metalloendopeptidase activity; metal ion binding.